Messenger RNA from Aspergillus glaucus CBS 516.65, 1380 nucleotides. RefSeq lists its product as uncharacterized. The transcript has a single exon. Bases 254 to 1150 code for a protein of 298 amino acids. Lineage: Eukaryota; Fungi; Ascomycota; Eurotiomycetes; Eurotiales; Aspergillaceae. The record is from RefSeq and is a predicted model, not a curated record.
AUAAAAAAUAUGUCAAAAUCUUCAUAUACGCUUCCGUGUUUCUCUUUGCCUCCAAUGAGAUUGAGCAGUACACGCACAUCAGUGAUCGGUACCCGAUGGCGUGUAACAUCGCGAAUUCGCUGAUCUGCGUUGUCUUUUCUUUACUAUAUAGUAAUUACAUGUGAUCUGCACUGGAGGGUGUUCCCCAGCAACUUGAGGUAUAGGGAAAUCCACCAUAUCCCGACCUGUUGCGGCACGGUUACAGAAGGAGGGGAUGCUAGGUGCCAGCUUCUUCUUCAACAGAAAUGAAGGCGAUCGUAGCAAUUCCCAAAAGUUCUUUUCCGCCAUCACAGUCCAGUUGAUGGCUCAUUUUCGAGAGAAGGCCGGCGCAGUCCGGCUCGCGCUGGAACAUGAAUCGUGGAUUACUUCGAAAGCGUUUGGACCGCAAUUCCGAGAUCUUGUCUACCAGCCCCUUACGAACGUACGCUGGCAAAGACCCAUUGUUCUGGUAGUUGAUGCGUUGGAUGAGUACGAAUCCACGGACGACGAGGAUAUCCGGUCCAUGCUUAAUAUGCUGCCCACGUUAAAACAAAUCGAUUCAGUCAAGGUCACGAUAUUCAUAAUCAGCCGUCCGGAGUUGCCAAUCCGCCAGGAAAUCCACAAAAUACCAAUCGAGGAUCAUGACCGUCUAGUACUUCAAAACCUGUCCUCCGCCCUUGUCAAACACGAUUUGACAGUUUUCUUCCGGUUUGGGUUCCAAAAGAUUUUAGCGGAGCGUGAGGGUGACAUUAGCUCGGAAGGAUGGCCUGGUGAAGAGACCAUCUACAUCCUUACUGAAAAAGCAUAUCCUUUAUUCAUCUUCGCGUCGACCAUAUGCCGCUUUGUUGCAGAUGAAACAGAAGACCCAGAGGAGCGUCUGGCUGGAAUUAUGGAAUAUUAUCAAACAACAGGCCAUGCUAGCCAGCUGGAUCAGACUUACAGGCCGGAUCUGAACUAUCUCCUAGCAGGGAAGUCUGAAAAGGACUUUCUGAUGUUGCUGAAGAGAUCGGAAUCCGUACCGUUCCCUCUUUCUUUGUCUACCAGGAUGGUGCAAAGCGCGAAGAGGUGCUUGGUGUUAAUAUUUAGGCCCUCCAGGCGAUGGCUAACAGGAAUAGCUGAAUACGGUGACUGAGGAAUAUGGGGCGGCUGAGUGCUUUGGACUUCCGGAGGGGCUUUUGAAUGUCGGAAAGGUGGAUAUGGUUCAAGGAUCGCAGGGCGCGCGAGAAAUAAAAAAUUAACAAUAACACCAUGGAUCAGACCAGACGAUAGAGAGCUGUAGAAGGUAUCCAAGGCGUAGGCAGAGCUGGAGGACUGGCUGCCAACAGUGAUCCAUUCCUGCCGAACCCAUUCAAACGCAGUGGU